UCAUCCUGCAUUGUCAUGGUGCUUGCUCCGGAUGCAGUUGUCAUGGAGAUGGAAAAGGGCUCAGUAUCCACUGGUGGCACUGUUACCAUGGAAAUCCCCACCGCAGCAGCUGCCUCAGUGGAGCGAGCGGAGCCGGAGGAGUCCGUUCAGCACCAUGGACAGCACCACGCCGCAGCUGCAUUCCAGCACAGAAACUAUCGCAUGCUGAUUGUGUUCGGAGAGAUUUCCAGCAGCUAUCACCUCGACACUGCCAGGACACAGAUCUCACAAGGUUUGCGCUCCUGGAGUGUUGAUCUGACUGUUUGUGACCUGAACAAAGAGCUGCAGCUGUUUGAGGCCAGGCACACCGCUCAGUUUUCGGCAGAGGUCAAAGGACAACGAAUUCUCCAGUAUCAGAGUGAUGUCCUCGAGACAGUGGUGUUGGUGAACCCAUCAGAGGAGACUGUUGCUUCAGAGAUCCGCUCUCUGAUCACUGACCUUGCUGGGAAUAAGUUGCUGAUAUUGAGUGGCCAGAGCUCUGAGCAGGGAGGUGACAUCCUACUACAAGGUGGAGCCUUCACCUGGCAACAUUUCUCUGACAUCAUCUCCAACCCUCAAGUAAUUGAAGUCCUGUCCAGGGCCUCUUCAGAGCAGCCGUCCAGGCUUACUGUUUCCUGUCAGGGAGACGGGGGCUGGAGCUCCCUAGGCCAAAGCCAGGAGCAACAGCCACUCCAGAAUCUUCUGGAAUACCGCUUGAAUCCCGAACCCCACCUCCCCGACAUGGACGGAGUCGCAGAGUUCACCGAGUAUGUAUCAGAGACAGUGGAUGUGCCAUCAUCCUUUGACCUUUUGGAGCCCCCAACCUCUGGAGGUUUUCUGAAGCUGUCCAAACCUUGCUGCUACAUCUUCCCUGGAGGCAGGGGAGACUCUGCUUUGUUCGCCGUCAAUGGGUUCAACAUCCUGGUGGAUGGAGGGUCUGACCGAAAGUCCUGCUUUUGGAAGCUGGUUCGUCACCUGGACAGGAUUGACUCUGUUCUGCUCACACAUAUUGGGGCAGACAACCUCCCUGGCAUCAAUGGGUUGUUCCAGAGAAAGAUUGCUGAGCAGGAGGAGGAGCGUAACCAAGGAUCUGGCUCCAGCAGCAAUGGUGACUGGAUGAAGAAUCUGAUCUCUCCUGAGCUCGGAAUCGUGUUCUUCAACGUCCCAGAGAAGCUUCGGACGCCGGAGUCCACUCUUAAAGUGAAGCGAAGCAUUGAAGAAGCAUCUCUUACACUGCAGUACCUCAACAAGCUUGGUAUCACACCAGAGCCUCUUCACAGGGUAGUCAGCAACACCAUUGAACCUAUCACACUGUUCCACAAACUUGGUGUGGGAAAGUUAGACAUGUAUGUCUUAAACCCUGUAAAAGAAAGCAAAGAGAUGCAGUUUCUAAUGCAGAAAUGGGCUGGAAACAGCAAAGCCAAGACAGGAAUUAUGAUGCCCAAUGGAAAAGAAGGAGAAAUAUCUGUUCCCUAUUUGACAUCAGUUACUGCUCUCAUUGUUUGGAUUCCUCACCGUCCAUCAGAAAAGAUAGUCAGGGUGCUGUUCCCAGGAAAUGCACCCCAGAAUAAAAUCUUCGAGGGCCUCGAGAAACUGAAACACCUGGACUUUCUGCGAUAUCCAGUGGCUACCCAAAAAGACAUAUCAUCUGGUGCACCACCUCCCAUCAUCAAACAGACUAAAAUGAGAUCAAGAACUGACAGCAAAGAGAGUCUCAAAUCUUCACCCAAACCACACUCUAAAACAACCAAGAAAGAAGCUGGUGGGCAGGAGGAAGAGUCCAAAAGUGAGAUUACUAAAGAAAAUAAAGUUGAAAAGAAAGAGGAGAAAAAGCUCAAAAGUGAAAGUCUAAAAGCCACCAAACAACAGAAAAACAGUGAGGUGGCCCCUGUGGCAGACAAGACAGAGAAAAAGAAAAUAUCCAAGGAAAAAACUGCCAAGCAAGACAAAGCAUCCAAGAUGGAUGAAAAGAAAGACAAAGAGAAGAAAGAAAUUAAGAAAGAGAAAAUAAAGAAAGAUGAAAAUAUAAGAAAAGAAGAGAAAAAAGAAAGUAAAGCUAAAGACGAUAAAAAGAAAGACUCAACUAAACCCGAGCUGAGAAAAAUCACCAAACCUGACCUGAAACCAUUUACCCCAGAAGUAAGAAAAACUCUGCACAAGGCCAAGACUCAGGCUAAGCCCAAAACAGACAAAACUAAAGCAGUCAAAGACGCAGCCAAUGAGAAAAUUCCAAUUCCAAAGAACAUCUCUGAAGAGGUCGCAGCAGCAGCUCUGGCCGACAGGUCUAUUGUAUCUUCCCCUGAGGACCUCACUGAGGACUUCGAGGCUCUAAAACAAGAAGAACUGUCCAAAUUCAAGAGUGAACCUAUUCAGAACGAUGUGAUAUCUGGGCAUUCAGUGUAUACAGAUACUAAAGUUUCUUCCUUGGUUUCCCCCGAUGAAAAAGUUACAUUCUCAGCCACUGAGAUAAAAUCAGCUUCACCCCAAUCCCCUGUCAAACAGGUAGUAGACAAUGAAGACAAGGGCGCAAUAGAACAGGCUGCAGCCACUAAAAAGGAUGCAAGUGAUGGCUUUGACAAGAAGUACGAAGAAGAGAAAAUGGAGAAAUAUGACAAAUACCCAGUAAAGGAUGACAUAAAAGACAGAUCAAAGAAGAGUGACAGCUCAGAGGAGGAGGGUGAUGUAAUUGAAAAAGCCGAACUUGAAGGAACAGAAGAUGAUGAGGUCCUGAAAUAUAAAACGGAGGAAAUGAAAAAGGAAAAAAAUGGAAAGGAGUGGGACACCAAGCCAGCUGAACAAAAACCUUUAUCAACUGCAGCCCUAUCUGGGCAAGCUGUAGCAGCCUCUGCCUCAGAGCAGUUCUCUUUCAUCCAAGAUGAGACGAUUCCUGGUUACUCCGAGACCGAACAGACCAUCUCUGAUGAGGAAAUCCACGAGGAAACAGAGGAUAGGAUCCCACAGCUGCGCUAUGAUGUAGGAACCUAUGACAUCUCUGUUCCUGACGUCCCUGGCACCUUUGACUCCAUGCAUGGUAUCAAAGAAAUGAAAAGCUCCACUGUGUCUGACGUUGCAGAUGUCAAACCCAAAGCAUUCAUGGGAGUUCAUGAGCCUGAGCUUGCACCUUACCCUGCCAUCAUAGCUGCUCCUCUUGCAGAGGAAGAGCACAUCUCCUCAGCAACAUCCAUCACAGAAUAUGACAAACUGUCAUCGUUUGCCACAUCUGUAGCUGAGGACCAGUCAAUAACCUCAGUUACAGCUCCUCAGACUGAGGAAGUUGGGAGGAACUCUCUCCUGCUUGACACCAUCAACAGUAUCCCCUUGCGUGCAGAGGCCGCACAUGGAAAGGAUUAUCUCCACUCAGCAGGAACCAUCUCACCCACCUCCUCUCUGGAGGAUGACAAGUGUUUUAAGUCUCCUUCCUCUGAUGAGUACCAACCACACAUUCCUGAGAUGGAGGGUGAUACAAAGACCAAACCAGUCCAUGAAGAAGAAGAUGAUGAGGAAGACGAGGAUGAGGAUCAAACCCCGAACGUUGACAUCCCUCUGGGUAAACUCCAAGAGGGCUACGAACACGCAGCCUCCAAAAUGCUCCAGGAAAAAGAGAAAUCUCCCUCUGCCACUUUUUCUCCUCCUCCCUUUUCUACCAUACAGCACUCUCCCACACAGGCUGUCAAAGAAAACCAGGCUCUCUUUAGCCCAGAGGGAUUUAAGUUCGGUGCUGAUAUAAAGCUGGUUUCACCCCCUCCAUCUUUCUCCCCUGGGUUAGAGUCCCACUCCAGGCAAGAGAGUGAGGAAAGAUGUGUAAGUCCAGAUGACAGCACUAUGAAACUGGCCUCACCCACACAGUCUGUGCCUACAAGCAGUGGUUACUCUCCAACAGAAGAGAAACCAUUAAAGACAGAAGACAAAGAUGAGGAAGUGACCAAUGUUAAAGCUGACAUCCAGAAAACAGAAAAAUCAGUCACUAUUUCAGACAGUACCUCCUUUAUUGCACUUCCAGUUGACAAGACAGCACUUGAAGCAUCUGAAGCAUCUGAAGCAUCUGAGGAAUCUGAAGAAGACAAUGAAGACGAAGAAGACUAUUAUGCCAAAAAGGAUUUACAGCCUACCGUUAAGGCCAAACUUAUGGAGGCAAAAGAGGGUUGCUUCUUGGAUGACGACUUCACUUUUGAAGCAAAAUCCGCAAAGACAGAAACAGAAGUCAAGGAAUCAGACAAGACACAGGUGUCUUUUAGCACAGAGGUGAAACCAGAACCUCAGGUGACGUCCUCAGAUGAAGAUGGCGAUGAGGAUAAAAAAGGUGAUGAUUUUGCAAGCAGCACAGGGACUACGCCCUUAUCGACAGAUCAGAGCAAAGUAGACUUUAAAAAUGACAGCGUUGAGAAAACUGAUGUCUCUUCUAAAGAACCAGAGAAAAGCGUUCAUUUCAGUCUUUAUAAUUUCCCAGAGAAGGAGGGCAAAGAAAAGGCCUUGUAUAUAAGACAAGACACACCCUAUGUGCAUGGCAAAACAUUCUCUUACGGUGACAUUUAUGACAGCAAAACAAGCUCAAUGGACUCUGAUUCAUAUCGUCAGGAGUCCUUAGAUAAGACGGAGAAGGACAUCGCAAAGAGUGGAGUGGAUUUGCAGAAACAUGAGCCCCCCUCCCCAGGAACAGCCACAGAAAAGAUGACAGAGAAAGAGGGAUUUACUGCCUCUUAUGGGAAAGAGACUUCCACCUUGUCAUGGCUUGACUCCAAAAGCACUUCUGCCACACCCCCAUUUGAAAAAGAGGUCAAAGAAAAGGAGACACUUGAAUACAGCGCAGGUACCCGAUUCCCUUCAGUGACUGAUAGACCUGAGGCACUGUCCACUUCUUUAUCAGAAAAAGACUCUCUCUCUUUUACAGGCACGACUGACAGUACAAAGCCCCAGACUUACUCUUCAUUGGCAGCUUUUGAUGUAGAUAAACCUGCUGCCACAAGCUUCAGUGAGAAAGGAGCGUGUUUGGAGGUCGAUAUGCGCAAACUAACAGCAAGGGAUGAGGAGGACUAUGAUGAUGAUGAAGUAGUUGAUGAGGAUGAGGAGGAGGAUGAAGAAGAGGAGGAGGAGGAGGAGGAGGAGGAGGAUGAAGGUGCUAUUGAUUCUGAUAUGGAGAAAGGUGCCAAAGAGAAGUCUGAGAAGGAAGUAAAAAGUCCAAUCAGUGAAAUAUUUGGCUCAAACAGGCCUGAAUUUAUGGUUUCUAUGGCUGGAUAUGGCUUUAACAGUCAAGGGAAGCCAACUAUGAAAGAAAGCAUUUCAAGCUCACCCACAAAGGCUGAAGACGAAGCUAAGGUUGACUCCUCACCCUUCAGUGGAAAGCCAAUGGAUUUAGGGGCUACAGGUUUCUCUGGCUACUCCUCAGGGUUUGAAUACUCAUAUGGAAGUGGUGAGAAAGACUCAUUUUUAUCAAGUCAGGCCCCAGACACAGGAAAAGAGGAUUUCACUAUAAAAUCAACAGCAGACAGUUAUUAUCAGAAUGACAGAGCUGAUCCGGACUUUGAGAAACAGAAGACACCAGAUCUUCUAAGUAAGAAGUCACUGGAUACAAGCUUUCAGUACACGACCACAGCUGCCCCUGGGUACUCCUCCUCUUCGGCCUAUAGCUACUCUUCCUCCACCUCAGGCUCGCUCUCCACCAGCCGUCAGUUCGGAGAGGAGCUGGAGACGCCUGCCUCUGCCGAGCCUCUCUUUGAAUACUCUUCCUUCAAAGAUGAACACUCGCUGGUCAUGGAUUCUCCCUUUUCCAGCUCUGCUGGCGUCAAAGAUGACUAUCUGGAAGUGUCUGAAAAACAAAUCACCGCUACAACCACAGCUGAGUCCACCUCCAGUUUAGCACGCUUCUCACCCCUCAGCCCAUUCGAAGAGGUCAAAUCUUUCCCCUCACUCUCAUCCACUGGCUUUGCUGAGGACAAGAAGGAGCAUACAACCUCAUUAGCCGGAGUUACAGACAAAGGUCCUCAAUCUGACUGUUUCUAUAAGCCUGAAUGGUCUGAAGCAUCCAAACUCGACACAGCUGUUGGGUUUGGGGCCUUAGCAGGGCCGUUCUCUCAAGCAGAACUCUCCAAGGACAAAGAGGCAGCCAGCGCUGCUCUGUUUGGUGUCACUUCCUCACCACGCCCAGACAUAGAAGGCAAACAUUAUUUUGAGGAGACUGACAGCAGUGAGGAAGAGGAUGAGGAGGCUUACAUGCGCGAGAUGACUCGGAGAUCUCCUUCCAGUGGCCUGGCAGGUAAUCUCUUAUUUUCUGACAAGCCUGUUGCUCCAGCUGCCACUGACAAGACAGGUGGUAUACUCCCCGAUAUUCUUGGCUCCUACAUGCCCUCACCUCUCCAGGCAAGCAAACCAGAUACAGCCAACGGACCCACAGAGGUCAGCACAAGCUCCACCCUCCCUACUGGAGCAGCAGCCAGCGGUGCAGCUUCAGGCCCAGCCAAGGUAGAGUCCAGAGAGGGAGCAGCAAGUUACAGGGGCUCCUAUGAGUGGGAGAUACCAAAGCCCCAGAUGGGGAUGGUGCCUGGAGACUCCCCUCCUCAUUAUCGUCAUGAUGAUGAAUUUGAAGAGGAGUGUGAGAUGGAGCCAGAGCACCCUGCCCGUCCACUUUCACUCUCUUCAACUGACAAGCCCUUCCGCUCACCGUUCUACGCUGAAGAGUGCAGCCGAGGAGGGCAGGAUGACGAUGAUGAUGACAGUGACCAGGAUUUUGCUGGUGAUGCACCCAUGGGCGCCGCCUCCUCUUAUACCAGCCGCACCUCUCCAGGAUAUUCUUCCUCUGAGUACAGACAGCGCAAAGAGGACCUCUCACCUUCCUUCAUCAACCCCUCUAUGCGGCACCUAUCCAGCGAUGAGGAUGAUGAGGAGCAAGGACGCAGAAGUGACCAAUCGCAGGAAGGCGAUGACCAUGAGCUGUCAGUCAAGAGAAGGGCUCACAAACAGCCUCAUCACCACCACCCUCACAGCAGAGAUAGCAGCUCUUUGCACCAAGCUGGUGGCAUGUCGGCAGGGCUGGGUUUGGCCACAGAGGACACACCACCCACCUCCGUCAGUGAGUCUCUUGGCUCUCAGUCAGACUCUGAUGUGAUUCCAGGCACUGAGGAAUACCCUUCAGUCACUGGUGAAGGUAACAUGGACUCAGACGAGGACGCAGAUUACAUGCCUGUAGAUAAAUUAUCUGCCACGGGAGGAGGCAGCCAUCACUCCACCAGGAGGAGCCAUGACCCUCCUCCUGCUCCCAUGAUGGACCCCUACCCUCACCCCCCACGCCCAGACGUUUGCAUGGUGGAUCCUGACUCUUUGGAUAAUGGCUCAGUUAAGAAAGAGCCAAAAGCAAAGGGCCUGAAGAAAACCACAGGGAAAACCAAAUCAGCAUCCCCAGCUAGGCGCAAGAAGUCUCCCAUGCCUGUAAAACAGACAGCGUCUCCUCGCAGUGCCUCGCUGAAGAAGAAAGAGGCAGACAAGAGCUCACGUAUGUCUCGUCUGUCAGAUGGACAAGGCUCCAAAGAUGAUGACCUCUCCCGGUCAAGCUAUAACCCUGGCAAGGGUUUGACUAAUGGUGUCAAGAGCAGCUCAGGGUCCCAGAAGUCUGGCUCUGCAGCUGCUCCUGGCCUUCCUAUUUAUGUGGACUUGGCCUACAUUCCCAAUCACUGCAGUGCCAAGAACGUGGACCAAGAGUUUUUCAAGCGCAUUCGCUCCGCCUAUUACGUGGUAAGCGGGAAUGACGCAGCAAGUGGCGAACCAAGUCGAGGAGUCCUUGAUGCACUGUUGGAUGGCAAAGCUCAGUGGGGAUCAAACCUACAGGUGACGCUGAUCCCCACCCACGACACGGAAGUGACCCGCGACUGGUACCAGCAGACGCACGAGAGGCAGCAGGAGCUCAACAUCAUGGUCCUGGCCUCCAGCAGCACCGUUGUCAUGCAGGACGAGUCUUUUCCAGCUUGCAAGAUCGAGUUUUAAGAUCCUUGUUUCCUUUCUCCCUCCUCCUGGCCUCCCCCGGUGUAGAUCUGUUUUUAAUUGCUCCUCUCUAUAGCCUGAUAUACAAAUCUGUCCCUGCUUUGCGUGAUCGUUUUGGCCGAGAACAGAAACAGAUCUGUAUGACUGUCUAUUUUUUCUAGAUUUUUAUUCAUUUAUAAGCUUGUCGUGGCUAUCACCAUUUGUAUUACAAAGGUAGUUUUCUGACAACUGUUUGUCCCUCCACUACAUUAUUAUUAUUAUUAUUAUUAUUGUCAAAC
Molecule: messenger RNA, 8264 nt
Organism: Seriola aureovittata
Lineage: Eukaryota; Metazoa; Chordata; Actinopteri; Carangiformes; Carangidae
Gene: map1aa
Product: microtubule-associated protein 1Aa
Exons: 7
Coding region: 16-7989 (2657 amino acids)
Biological process (GO): dendrite development; axonogenesis; microtubule cytoskeleton organization
Cellular component (GO): microtubule; cytosol; neuronal cell body
Molecular function (GO): microtubule binding; actin binding
Source: RefSeq, a predicted model, not a curated record